UUUGUUUGUAAACAUGCACGUGAUUAACUAAAGCGCUGAGAGGUGUCAAGUAGAUCUAAUCAGCCUAAUGCUUUAAAGAUGUAUUUUAAUUUGGCUUUCGCAGCUUUAAUAUGGCUGUGUUUAAUGCUUCAUGUAUUGACAGAUUCUGUUCCAUGUUCUGUGCGUGAUUUUGGAAAUGGUGGAAUUGUGUGUGUUUGCAAUUCCAGUUACUGUGAUACUGUUGAACCAAAUGGCCGACUCUCUCCAGGCAAUAUUGCUCAGUAUGUGACAUCAGCCAAUCAGACUCUCAAUCAAACAUUCGUGCAUUUCAACAACAAGGCCAAGGCUAACAUUGUUUUCAGUGUUAACCGCAACAUUGUCUACCAGACAAUUACAGGCUUUGGAGGAGCCUUCACUGAUGCAGCAGGUAUCAACAUACUGAGUCUGACGGGAAAUGCUAGGAAAUAUCUCCUCAAAUCAUACUACUCACCAGAUGGAAUUGAGUACACCGUUGGACGCAUUCCUAUGGCAAGCUGUGAUUUUUCGACUCAUCCAUAUUCCUACGAUGACACGCCUAUGGAUUUCAACUUGACUCACUUUUCAUUAGCACCCGAGGAUCUGAAGUAUAAGAUUCCUAUUAUACAAAGGGCCAAGGCACUGAGCCAAAGAAGUAUUUCUAUAUUUGGAAGUCCUUGGAGUGCACCAGCGUGGAUGAAAACAAAUAAAAAUAUGACAGGAAAAGGUCGGCUGAUUGGAGAACCAGGUGGGAAGUAUUACAAAACCUGGGCCAACUACUUUGUCAGAUUUCUUCAAGAGUAUGGGAAACACAACAUCACUUUGUGGGGCCUCACUGCGCAGAAUGAACCGACUGACGGUGAACUCGAUAACUUCCCAUUCCAGUGCAUGGGGUGGACACCGGAGCUACAGCGUGACUUCAUCGCCAUGGACCUGGGACCUGCACUUCACAGCAGUGGCUACGCUGACGUCAGCUUGAUGAUGCUCGACGACCAGAGGAUCCUGCUGUCAGAAUGGACAGAUACGGUGUUUUCGAACCCGGACAACCAGAAAUACGUGUCAGGUAUCGGAGUACACUGGUACUGGGAUUUCCUCACCCCUGCUGUUAUCCUAGACAAAACUCACGCUGCAUUUCCAUCCAAGUUUAUCCUCGCAACUGAAGCCUGCCAAGGCUCACAACCCUGGCAGCUGAAGAAGGUUAUUCUUGGAAGUUGGGACAGAGCAGAGAGUUAUGCUCAUUCUAUUAUCGAGGAUAUAAACCACUGGGUUACUGGUUGGACUGACUGGAACAUUGCCUUGGAUAUGCGAGGAGGCCCUAAUUGGGUGAACAAUUUUGUCGACAGUCCUGUGAUAGUAAAUGCUAAAGCUGGGGAGUUCUAUAAGCAACCAAUGUUUUAUGCCAUGGGCCAUUUUAGUAAAUAUGUUGUGCCUGGUUCAAAGAGAAUUGAACUGAAACUAACAGGUGACAACAAAAACCUUCAUUCUGUCGCUUUUCUGUUGCCAGAUGACUCCAUUGUAGUAACCGUUUUAAAUAAGGAUCCAGGGUCAAUUCCUGUAACGGUGGAGGACAAGAACCUCGGCUCAUUCACAACAGUUUUGGACGGUCGCUCGAUAACUACAUGGAUUUGGUGGUUUAAAUAAAACCAGUUCUGUCAUUUAUUAAAACAAAAUACAUUUCAAGUAAAUGAGAUAUGUUUUGUGAUGCAGUUGUGGAUCCAGAAAAUCUAUUUGGGGGGGGUGGGUUCCAAUGAAAUGUGGCCAAAGGCUACAAACGUUCCCGAAGGAAUUUUUCGGAUUCUACAACGUAAAAAUUAAAAUAAAAAUACAACUGUCGCAACAUUUAGAUCCACCACUGUGAUGCAUAAAUCUUCUCACACUACAGUACCAAUAUGUCUGUUUAUGAAGAUAACAGAAUAUACUUUAAAAACUAUUGGUCCAGUUAUUCAAACAUUACGUACCCUAUUCACUGUCUUGCAGAUCGGUGGUUGGCAGUUCCUGUGUACAAACACCAGCCGAUGAGUGUCACUGACAAGUCAUGUUUUUAAUUGGUAAUACAUUGUUGAUCAGGAUGGCUUUUUGUUGUACGACUGCGUAGACACCAUCCAAACAAUGAUCAUGGUGGGAAUUUUCCUCUCAUGGAACAUUGUGUUUUCUCGCAUUUUAAUCAUCCUUGCCCCCGGACCCCUCUAGAUUUCCUCUUUUUUACAGUUCACCACCCCGGUCCCCACUAGAUUUCCCCCUUUUUUUUUUACAGCUCGCCAAUUCCCACCCCUGAAUGUUUAAUGCUCCUAUCACGAUUUACACCUGACAGGUCCAUGAGAGAAACUGACAACAUAUGAUCAGUGGGAUUUGUCAGCUGGUGUGUUCCGAGCAUUAGUUAGCUUUAAAGCUGUGUUCUCGUUAUGAGAUUAGCUGCACCAACUUAUCGGUCCUACCAAAAUCAGAACAUAUAAGACUAAAAGUCAUCAUGAUUUAGGUGUAUGUAGUACAAUUUGAUCCCAUGCAACAAGUCGGUGCUAUUAAUUACAUAAUGAGAACACCUCUUAACCAAUAGUUAAUAGAAAUUUUCAAAACCAAUGACUAAUCAGAAUCGGUACAAAUAAUAAUUGAAAAGAUAAUGUUAAAACUUGAUUUCGAAAAACUAUCCAUAUAUAUUCAGAUCUAAAGUUUAUUUUAUAUUUAUGUAAAAAUAAUAAAAAGAAAAAUAUUAGACAAACUCAGGAUUAAUUUAACUAUGCUUUGAACAACAGCGCCCUAAUUUUUGCCUGGAAGUACAUUUCAUAUUGUUUUGUUGUAGGAGGAUGCAUUGUAUUUGCAUGUACUAAUGUAUGCGAGGUGAUUGUAUUCAGUUGUAUGAUUUUAUCUAUAAUACAUUAUUUUAAUACAGUGUUUUAUAUAUUAUGUUACAAAAAUAAAUAUUUUUUUACAAUUUUA
Molecule: messenger RNA, 2928 nt
Organism: Gigantopelta aegis
Lineage: Eukaryota; Metazoa; Mollusca; Gastropoda; Neomphalida; Peltospiridae
Product: lysosomal acid glucosylceramidase-like
Biological process (GO): glucosylceramide catabolic process
Molecular function (GO): glucosylceramidase activity
Source: RefSeq, a predicted model, not a curated record